UCGCUUUGUGUCAGACAUUUGUUUUGACAGAAAAGUGCCAUGUACGAUUUUGUAUGAGUGCGUUCACAAAAAAAGUUUUCGACCCCUUUUUUAUUUUUGCUUUCAAGUUGCAAUAUAUUCACACUUUUCCAACUUGAAAGCUGCCCUGUAUCAAUUUUUUCAAUCAAGUCGUGAGGUAACUUGACAAUCAAGUUAAAACAGCUGAUCACAUAGUUUUGAAAAAAAAAAUGCCAUGCAAUUAUUGGAAAUCUUAAUCUUUCGAUAUAGCAAUGGUAAAAGUUUAUGAAUCAAAUCUUGCAGAAAUGAAAAUGUUUGUGUUGACUGUUUUAUAUCGGACCACGCUCCUUCAGAGAGAAUAAAACUCCUGCAUUUCUAUUAUAUCUUUAUUAUUCAAAUUUAGCGAUUCGUAGUUGCCAGAAUCUUUUAGAUACGAAGUUUAGUUAAAUAUCAACUAUAUAAGGGCUGCCAGACACAGUUCUAUGUAGAGUGUUGUCGUGUUAAGACCAAUUGAGACAUAAGCAAGAAGUUGUAAGCUCGAAUAACGAGCAAUAAGUGUUUAGUUGUUGGAAUUAGAAAUAAAGAUAUGUGUAUAGCCAUGAAAUUGGGACUUUUAUUUAACAAGUUGAGUUAUAGGUAGACGAUUUAUCGAGAAAUCUGUUACAAUACUAUUAAAUGAAAUUUUACUAUUUAAUACCAUUAUAUUUUUUGUAAUUUAAAUUCCGCUCUUCGUGAAUGCAGAUACAUAUUUGCAAGCUGUCAAAAUUUUACCUACCUCUUGAGCUGAGUUAAAUUCUGAUGUUCGGAUGCAUCACGACAAAUGUACAAUUUUCACAAAUUGGAAUCUUAAUUUCAAUACUUCGUAAUUGUGUAUGUUCUUCGUGUGUGACCAGCUUUACAGAAUUUUAAUCGAUUUGUCAUCGGUGGCGAAUGUUUUGAUAUAAGUUAUUGUAUUUGAUGUAAAUAUAAGAAGAGAUAUUUAGAUAUUAGGAUUAUCAAAAAAUGGUUUUAGCAAAUGUAUUGCUAUUAAGCCAAAUCGCUGGUCAUGUAAUAUUAGUUAUAUUAUCGUUGUGCAUGUUGGUUCCUCUUGGUAUGAGUAUCCAAGAAUUUGGGGGACACUGCUUGCUUUUUACAACUGGAAAAUGGCGUGAAGAGGAUGGAAUGUUUGAAGUAAAAUGGUCAUCAACAAGUUUUUGCAGCUUUCCACUUUUUACUGCAAUAUUUCUAUUCUUGGUUUCAACUUUACAGAUUUAUAGGUACUCUAGGAUGAAAGAAGAAGCUUCGUUUCUUUCUUUAUUCAUUGACGUUGUGGUUGGUAUUUGGAUGUUAGCCUUUUCAAUUCUGUCAGCAAUUAUGGUUACUUUAGGAUUUAUUGUAUGGUGUGAUGGUAUGACUGAACGAUUUCCGUCAUGUGAAACCGCAGCAGGACAAAAUAUCAUACACGGAGACCAAGACCAUAUUGACACAUCUGACUUCUAUAUUGAAAUGGGAACAGCUCAGUUCGGCGCAUGGGGUUCUUUUGCAAUAUCGGUUGGAAUAGGUGUUAUAGCACUUCUUAAACUCAUUCAAAAUCAUCAAGUGCGUAAUAUUAAAGUUUCUAUGUACUUGGAACGUCAAAAACUAGUAAAUCAACAUCAGCAUCAAUUAGAUGGACAAUCUACAACACCGACAAUUUCUGAAGCUAAUAAUAAAUAAACAUUACAUGCGAUAGAGGAUUCUUAAGUUGUUCCAAUACCGCUCUAAUAUUGUACAUUAUACAUAUAUAAAUAUUUUUUAUGUUUGCAUUUUAGUCGAAAUUAUAUUACACUAGUAAGUUUAUCAGUUGGAAAUUUCAACAGGCACCAUUAUAUUCAUAAACAUAUAUAAUAUGAAUUAAAUCAAUAUGUAUGUAAUGAUAUUA
Molecule: messenger RNA, 1897 nt
Organism: Bactrocera oleae (olive fruit fly)
Lineage: Eukaryota; Metazoa; Arthropoda; Insecta; Diptera; Tephritidae
Product: transmembrane protein 179
Source: RefSeq, a predicted model, not a curated record